UGCUGCACCUGGGAAGGAGUUAAGUGCAGCAACAGAACCGGCCAUGUUGUCAAGCUCAAGCUCAGUGGCUGUGGCUAUGAAGCGCGAGUGGGAGGUGAGAUCAGCCCCUCUUUGACUGCCUUACACCACUUGAGAUAUUUAGACUUGAGCUGCAGCAACUUCAGUGGGGUACAGAUCCCAAAAUUUCUUGGUUCUCUUACAAAUCUUCAGCAUCUUGAUCUUUCUCGUGCAAGCUUUGUGGGAAGAGUACCUCCACAGCUUGGUAAUCUCUCCAAACUUGCAUUUCUUAGUGUCUCGGCCAAUUCGUUAUACUCAGAUGACCUUGCAUGGUUAUCACAUCUCACCUCACUGCAGUACCUUGACAUGAGCUUCGUUAAUCUUAGCUCCGUAGUGGAUUGGGUGCAUGCAAUCAACAAGCUUCCGCCAUUGAAAGUUCUUUGUUUGGAAGAUAGUGAUCUCAGAAACAGCCCUGCUACUCUCUCUCAUUAUAAUCUAACAGCCCUCCGGGUGUUGGAUAUCAGCGGUAACCGCUUCCACACUGCACUUUCUGCCAACUGGUUUUGGCAUAUAACUACAUUGACUUCUCUUGAUCUCUCCACAUCUGAUUUGCAUGGUUCAAUUCCUGAUGAAAUGGGAAAUAUGACCUCUCUUGAAGAAGUUCACAUAGGCGGCUAUGAAACCAGCCUUACUGGUAUAAUACCAUCAAAUUUGAAGAAUCUAUGCAAUUUGAAGAUUGUGGACCUAUCGGAGAGCAACACCACAGGGGAUAUAGGAGAGCUGAUGGAACGGUUACCAAAGUGCUCAUGGGACAAGCUGUACUCUUUGGAUUUCUCGGACAACAACAUCGGCGGGAGCUUGCCAAAUUGGUUAGGACCUCUACCUAAUUUGACCAUUUUAGAUUUGUCCAAUAAUUAUAUUGAAGGACCUAUGCCACUAUGGAUAGGAUCACUUCCACAACUGGCUUUCCUGUAUCUUUAUUCUAACCAACUGGUUGGUGAAAUGAAUGAAGAUCACUUAGAAGGACUGAGAAGUUUACAAGAACUACGAAUGUCAGAUAACUCUGUUUCCAUGGUGGUCAGGUCAGAUUGGGUUCCUUCAUUCAGGCUACAAGUGGCCAAGCUCAGAUCAUGCCGGCUUGGACCCACAUUCCCAGCAUGGCUCAGGUCGCAAUCUAACAUUCAAGUUAUUGACAUCUCUAAUGCUUCCAUUACUGAUGAUGUACCCGAUUGGUUCUGGACCCUAGCUUCAAAUGCUACUCUCUUGGAUAU
Molecule: messenger RNA, 1268 nt
Organism: Triticum dicoccoides
Lineage: Eukaryota; Viridiplantae; Streptophyta; Magnoliopsida; Poales; Poaceae
Product: receptor-like protein EIX1
Exons: 1
Molecular function (GO): protein binding
Source: RefSeq, a predicted model, not a curated record